AUGGGCACGAAGCAGACCAAGGGCUGCCAGCCGGGCAGCGCCGGGGAGAGCCCCCCGGGCCACCACCGCAAGAAGGUGUCCCCCAGGGAAAGGGGGGAUUUCCUGGCUUCCCUCGUGGCGAAGUCCGGCGAGAAGUUCGGGAAGGGCGCUGGCCCCAGCUUGCCCCCGUACCACCGGCGGAUCUGCAUGAUCCAGGACAUGCUGCUGCUGGUCAAGCAGGGCAAGCAGGAGGAGGCCACCGAGCUGCUGAAGAGCCUGCGGCAGGAUUUGGGGAUGGAGUCCACCUCUCUGGAUGAUGUCCUCUAUCGUUACGCCAGCUUCCGAAACCUGGUGGAUCCCAUCACCCACGACCUCAUCAUCAGCCUGGCAAGAUACAUCCACUGCCCCAAACCAGAAGGAGACUCCCUGGGAGCCAUGGAGAAGCUCUGCAGGCAGCUCACCUACCACCUGAGCCCCCACUCGCAGUGGAGACGCCAGGGCAUCAUGAAGAGGAAGCCGCAGUCCUGCUUGAAGGCCGUGCUGAUGGGGAAGCCCCAGGACAACACCGUGGACUUGUCAGGCAUCCCCCUGACCCUGAAGGACGUGGAGAGGGUCACGUCCUACCUGGAGCACAGCUCGGAGCACAUCGACACGGUGGAGCUGUGCUUCACCGAGCUGACGGACGAGCUGCUGCUGCAGCUGCUGCCCGCGCUCUGCUGCCUGCCCCGCCUCACCACGCUGGCCCUCAACGGCAACCGCCUCACCAAGGCCAUCCUCAGGGACCUCACCGAGACCCUCAAGGACCCCAACAAGUUCCCCAGCGUCACCUGGAUCGACCUGGGCAACAACGUGGAUAUCUUCUCGCUGCCCCAACCCUUCUUGGUCAGCCUGAAGAGGCGAUGCCCCAAGCAGGGUAAUCUGCCCACCAUCCUGGAGUUUGGGGAGGGGCAGGUCAGUGAUGUGGAGGGGCAGGAGGGGCUGGGGGACAGCCAGGAGGAGCUGAGGGCUGUGCCAGGCCAGGCCGGCAGCACGGACCGCGAGCGCACGGACGCGACAGCCGAGGCUGGCGAGCUCCCCGGCCCAGAGCGAGGUGCUGCCACACCACAGACAUGAUGUCCAGCCCUUGGGUGGGCACCUUGAGCAAGGAUGACUUCAAACCUCAGAGCUGGGGGCGUCUGUUCCCACUCCUGGGUGCUCCAAGAGUCCCAGCUGCUGCCUUCCCCCUGUGCCACGAAUGUCGGUGAUUUUCUUCUUGAAGAACACGUAAAAGCGAUCACGUAGAGUGUUUGUAUUUUCUAACAGCUGGCCAGGUGUUUUGAAGCA
Lonchura striata (white-rumped munia) is the source of this 1302-nucleotide messenger RNA. It is a transcript of the gene LRRC75A, whose product is annotated as leucine rich repeat containing 75A. The record is from RefSeq and is a predicted model, not a curated record. Lineage: Eukaryota; Metazoa; Chordata; Aves; Passeriformes; Estrildidae.